Hibiscus syriacus is the source of this 1465-nucleotide messenger RNA. RefSeq names its product phosphoglycerate mutase-like protein. Gene Ontology annotation, cellular component: cytoplasm. The coding region runs from base 143 to 994 and encodes 283 amino acids. Gene Ontology annotation, molecular function: phosphatase activity. The transcript is spliced from 10 exons. Lineage: Eukaryota; Viridiplantae; Streptophyta; Magnoliopsida; Malvales; Malvaceae. The record is from RefSeq and is a predicted model, not a curated record.
ACCCACCCCACUGGAUUUUUAUUGCUGUUACUUUCUGAUUUUCUCAUCUUUGAAUAAUUGUAUAAAGGUCAGUUGCGAGCUCAUAAAAAUCAAAUAGCCACACAGUUUUCCUUCUUCAGUUCUGAUUUGCUCUCUCUGUAAAAUGGAUGCAAUUGCAGCACCCCCUUCGUUCUACCAGUUCGGCCGUCGUAAACGUAUUCAUCUGGUGAGGCAUGCACAAGGAAUGCAUAAUGUAGAAUCAGACAAGAGUCGUGAUCCACUGACAUCAUUUCAAUUUUUCGAUGCUCGACUCUCGCCGCUGGGCUGGCAGCAGGUUGUUGAUCAGCGGAAAAUUGUUCGUGAAAGUGGCUUACUUGAUAAGAUUGAAGUUGUCAUCGUUUCCCCCAUGUCAAGAACAUUGGAAACAGCAGUUGGAAUUUUUGGUGGUGAGGACCAACCGGAUGGAUUACACGUUGCUUCAUGGGAGGAAUCAAAUGUAGAGAGUCGUCCGCCAAUGGUAGCAUAUGAACUUUGUCGAGAGCGAAUGGGAAAAUAUGAAUGUGACAAGAGAGGAAGCAUCAGUCAGUACCGGUCUCGUUUCCCGGCGGUUGAUUUUUCAUUGAUAGAAGAUGAAGAUGAGGUUUUGUGGGAUCCAAAUGAAAGAGAAACUCAUGAGUCAGUCAACGCUAGGGCCAUUAAGUUCCUCAAAUGGUUGUGGGAAAGGAAAGAAAAGGAGAUAGCAGUGGUGAGCCAUGGUGUGUUUUUGCAGCAAGCAAUGAUCGAACUUAUUCAGAAUAAAAAUGGCUACACUUUGCCCCUCAACAAUAGCUAUGAUCCAUGCAGCCGCUUUAAAAAUUGUGAAAUUCGUUCGGUGAUCACUUUCCAUGAAAGCACGAUGGGAUUGGGACCGGAUUCCAUGAUAUGUAAGCAGCAAUGUUGUGGAAGAAUUGAAAACGAAGUGCGAGAAUCUAUCAAAGACAAAGUUCCAGUGGAGGAAGUGGAAGUCGUCACUUAAUGAUUACUUCAUCUAUCAUUUCAAGAUCGUUGAACUCCCACCGUUGGAUCAUUUAGCUUGGUGCUUUUCGAAGAAAUUGUAUCUACUACUGUUUCCUUUCUUUUUCAUUUUGCCGGAUUCAAUUUUAAUAAUGUGAAAUCAACAAACCGUGUGGUGUGCCGUUGCAUGCAACCGACUUAUAGCUGAGAAUGGCAGGCAGGUCGGCUUAUUACUUUAUAUUUGGACGGCCAUAGGACAGUAAUUGUGCUCAAUUUUGUUUCUCUCUUUCUCUUUGGACUGCAAGUAAAAAAAAAAAGAGAAACUCUGUGCAUGGUAAUUAUAGCACGUGGUUAAAAGGUAUUUUAACAUUCGACAUAACUCAUGUCAUCGCCCAUGGCAGUCGUUUCAGUACACCGGAAGGCUUUUUUUUUUAUUGUACAUAGACUGAGUAGUACUCCAUAGUUGUUUUGAUUGAUGAAAGGCCACUUAAUU